UCACUCCCAUCCUCGGCGAGAUGGGAGGUGGGGGGUAACAACGGCCCCUCCCCCCGCAGCCCCUCCUCCCUCCCCCCCAGCCAGCCUGUCGCCCGUCUGACCUGGGCGCGCGGUGCUUGUCGGGCAUCGCGGGAGCGGGCGGUGAUGAGACGGUUGGCCACAGAGGGAGCAUGGCGCUCUUGGCCGUGCGCUUGGUGCUGUUGCUUCUGGCCGGGGACUUGGCGGCUCCGAAGUUCUUUCUCAAGCAAGCCUGCUAGGGUGGUCAAUUACAGAACCUGGACCAAAUGUUCCUUCUGUGUGUCUGCCAGGAGAGUCUCUUUGGACUCUUUGAGCUCUGACUUUGACCAGCCUUCAGAAUACAGAACACCAAACUGCAGUCAGUAUAAAUUACCAGGAUGUCCCAGAGACUUUAACCCCGUGUGUGGAAGCGACAUGUCCACUUAUCCCAACGAGUGUACUCUGUGUAUGAAAAUCAGGACUCAGACACAAAUAUAUGGGGAUCCUGGGCUGAGAAACUAAGCCAAGUAGCGGCCACCAAACUACUUGAGAGCACAUCUCUCCUCUGCACAAACUUGUUCCAUCGGGUUCUUCUUCCUUUAGGAAGAGUUCUCUCCAAAAGAUUUCUCAGCCCUGCGUGGAAGUCAUGGAGACUUUGGAUGGCUCACUCCCACCAACUCAUAUGACACGUGAAGAUCUUGCUGAUAGAAGGAUCUCGGACUCAAAUUGCAAGUAACACAGUUACACAGACAUGUGUACACACAGUGUACAAAACUUGUCUUACCAGGGUUUCUAAUGGAUUCAAAUGCAUAUGGAGAGCAGGACAAGCUUUUCUUUUUAGAGGGCAUAAUGUAAAAUUCCAUUACAAACUGAGUCCCAAUUGCCUUUCAGUUUUUUGAAACAGUCUGCACUUCCCGAACCAUUCCUUCCUCAAUUUCAAGAUGCUCAAGACUCUGCUGUGAAAAUCUUUUUUAUGUUGACAGUUUACAUUGUUGUAUAUUCUUCACCUGGAGAACAAGUUACCUCAGAGUGCGGCAAUUUUUAAAUAAAGCCACAGCUUAUUUAGAUGCACUUUUGAGU
Zalophus californianus (California sea lion) is the source of this 1077-nucleotide messenger RNA. It is a transcript of the gene SPINK2, whose product is annotated as serine peptidase inhibitor Kazal type 2. Bases 145 to 519 code for a protein of 124 amino acids. Gene Ontology annotation, biological process: spermatid development; negative regulation of serine-type endopeptidase activity. The transcript has 5 exons. Gene Ontology annotation, molecular function: serine-type endopeptidase inhibitor activity; protein binding. Lineage: Eukaryota; Metazoa; Chordata; Mammalia; Carnivora; Otariidae. The record is from RefSeq and is a predicted model, not a curated record.